GCCUGACAAGCGUGAGGCUCCCCAACACUUAAAAAAAAAAAAAAAAAAUUGAAGUCGUGCAUCAUCAAAUGCAGAAUUUUUCUUCUGUGGUCUGAAGAGGAAGAAGAGAGGGAUUGCCAUCUUUGUUAAAUGAUGCGGUGUUACUGCAGCAGGUCAGUGGAGACAUCUCACCUACCACUUUGGGCACCACAGCCUAGUGGCUAUGAUGUGUGGCUUUUGUGGCCAACCAGUCCUGGUUUCCACUCUGGGAAGUCCCUGUUACCCCAUGUGCAAUUGAUGUCCCUCCCCUGAGCUUCAUUUUGUUCCUAUGUGAAGAGGAAUCCUGUUAAUACUGCAAUAAGGUUAGUACUCACUCUCCUCCCAAAACCCACACAUUCACAUACACACUUAUGCUACCAGGUACUUAGCAAGCACCCAAAUCAGCAUUUUUGCUUAGUAGUACCUAUUAGGUACUAAAUAAACACUUUAGAUUCUAGAGUUAGAGAAUGUAAUGAAAUAAGUAGAUGAGCUAGUUUCAAGUAUUUUAAUGGAAGCACAAGUGCUGGGGUGGGGUAGCAGGACUGGGAACAGUUGUGGGUGUCAAGAAAAGGCCCUCAGAAGGUGUAUCUGAGUAGAAGUGACUUAGGCUCAUGGCCUGUGGUGAUGGGUGCUGGGUUUGUAGAAAUGGCUGAAGCCAUUUGACAGACUCCUCCCUGACCACAAACUUGUUUUGUGUCCCGCCUCUGCCCAGCAAAAAAAAAGUUUGGAUCACUCAGUACAGAGUUGAGGGCCCUGGGAGUGGUGUGGAUCCUCUGGAGAAUGGUCUUCUGCGUGUGGGUCUCUAGUGGAAACAAGUUUACAGCUGUCUUUGAAGAGAUACAUGUGGCAAGAAGCUGAGGGAAACCUCUAGCCAACAGCUAAUGAGGACAGAGGCCCACAGUCCGGUUUCCACAAGGAACUGAAUCUUUCCAACCAUUGUCUGAGAGCUUGGAAUCAGAUCUUCCCCAAGUCCAGCUGUCGAUGGACCUGCACCCCUGGCUGACAGAUUGAUUGUAGCCUUGUAGGCCCAUAGGCAACUAGCUAAGCCAUGUUUAGACUUCUGACCCAGAGAAAUAGCUAUAAUGUGGUUUUAAGCUACUACAUUUUGGGAUAAUUAUUAUCCAGCAAUGGUCCAUGAUGGCGUGGUCCCCAGUGCUCCUUGGUGUCAUCCUCUUGCUGACUGCCUUUCCAGGGUCUACUGUCGCAGGCCGUUCCAUGCCCAAACUGGCUGAUCGGAAGCUGUGUGCUGAUGAGGAAUGCAGCCACCCCAUAUCCAUGGCUGUGGCCCUUCAGGACUACGUGGCUCCUGACUGCCGUUUCUUGACCAUACACAGGGGUCAAAUUGUCUAUGUCUUCUCAAAGCUGAAGGGCCGAGGGCGGCUUUUCUGGGGAGGCAGUGUUCAGGGUGAUUACUAUGGAGACCUGGCUGCCCGCCUAGGCUAUUUCCCCAGUAGCAUUGUUCGGGAGGACCAGACUCUGAAACCUGGCAAAAUUGAUGUGAAGACAGAUGUGAGUGUCCUGAGGGGUGGCAAGUUUCCUGGAGGAGGAGGACCCUUUGGUUGUGAUGAAAUGGGAUUUCUACUGUCACUGAGCUCAACCUACCGCGGUUCCUGCUGUUUUUCCCUCCUAGCCGUAUGCAAAUACAUUAGUUAGUGCAAA
This is a messenger RNA of Marmota flaviventris (yellow-bellied marmot), 1677 nucleotides long. The record is from RefSeq and is a predicted model, not a curated record. NCBI's taxonomy places the organism in Eukaryota, Metazoa, Chordata, Mammalia, Rodentia, Sciuridae.